AUGUCGUGGUCCGGCUUCAAGAAAAAUGUCAACCGUGCGACGACGCAGGUGAUGAUGAAAACGGGCCAUGUCGAGAAAACCAGUGACCGAGACUAUGAGAUUGAAGAGAGACGCUAUAGAACAAUGGAGACGGCCGUGACUCGGCUACAGAAGGAGGCCAAGGGUUAUCUUGAUUCGCUGCGAGCAAUGACUGCAUCUCAAAUGAGAAUCGCGGAAACGAUCGACGCCUUUUACGGUGACGCCGGGACCAGAGACGGCGUGAGUCGGAGUUAUAAGCAGGCCGUCGAGGACCUGGACGCCGAGACGAUCAAAGCUCUGGACGGACCUUAUCGAACCACCGUUCUCGACCCCAUCUCCCGGUUCUGUGCCUACUUCCCCGACAUCAACGAAUGCAUCAAAAAACGCAACCACAAACUCCUCGACUACGACUCGAUGCGCGCCAAGGUCAAACGCCUCGUCGAAAAACCAGACAAGGACGCCACCAAACUACCGCGCGCCGAACGCGAAACCGAAAUGGCCAAGCAGGCAUACGAGCAGCUCAACGAACAGCUCUUCACCGAGCUGCCGCAGCUCAUCGACCUGCGUGUGCCAUACUUGGAUCCCAGUUUUGAGGCCCUUGUCAAGAUUCAGCUGCGGUUUUGUGCAGAGGCGUACUCGCGCAUGGCGCAGGUGCAGCAGUAUUUGGAUGCGGAUACGAGAGAUCAAUAUGCCAAUGGCGAACUGGAUAACAGGGUUGAGCAGGUGUUGGAGGAGAUUCGGGAUUUGAGCAUUGCGGGGACUGUCUAG
Molecule: messenger RNA, 786 nt
Organism: Talaromyces rugulosus
Lineage: Eukaryota; Fungi; Ascomycota; Eurotiomycetes; Eurotiales; Trichocomaceae
Exons: 6
Coding region: 1-786 (261 amino acids)
Biological process (GO): endocytosis; actin filament organization; plasma membrane tubulation
Cellular component (GO): mating projection tip; Rvs161p-Rvs167p complex; actin cortical patch
Molecular function (GO): protein binding; lipid binding
Source: RefSeq, a predicted model, not a curated record